Molecule: messenger RNA, 1327 nt
Organism: Telopea speciosissima
Lineage: Eukaryota; Viridiplantae; Streptophyta; Magnoliopsida; Proteales; Proteaceae
Product: E3 ubiquitin-protein ligase CHIP
Exons: 8
Coding region: 216-1079 (287 amino acids)
Biological process (GO): proteasome-mediated ubiquitin-dependent protein catabolic process; protein polyubiquitination; positive regulation of proteolysis
Cellular component (GO): cytoplasm
Molecular function (GO): ubiquitin protein ligase activity; protein-folding chaperone binding
Source: RefSeq, a predicted model, not a curated record
AGAUGAGUUGCACGGGGUCGAUGGUUCAUUUGUACGUUGUCGUCGUAUUGCCUCCCUGUUAUUUCCUUCUUGUUUCUUUCUUGUCCAGUUACUAGUGUGCUUCACCUUCAUUUUCCUUGUUCUGGAAGGCUCCGGAAACAGUACCGCAGAAUAAGAGACCCAUCGCCGAGAGACGAUCGUAAAUAGAAAGACGAGAGAGAGAGAGAGGUAGGCAAAUGUCUCCCACCGUGGUCGCAGCGGCAUCGGUGGCGUCGGCGGUCAAACAGGCAGAGCAGCUAAAGCAGGAUGGCAAUGUUUACUUCAAGAAAGAGCGUUUCGCAGCCGCUAUCGAUGCCUAUACUGAGGCAAUCACUCUCUGCCCAAAUGUACCGGUAUAUUGGACAAAUCGAGCUCUUUGUCAUCGGAAGCGAAACGACUGGGUGAAGGUGGAAUGGGAUUGUCAGAAGGCCAUUGAGCUUGAUACCAAUUCUGUUAAGGCACACUAUAUGUUGGGACUUGCAUUACUACAAAGGAAAGAAUAUGCUGGAGGAGUGAGGGAACUUGAGAAGGCCUUGGAUCUUGGGAGGGGUGCAAACCCUAAGAGUUACAUGGUAGAGGAAAUCUGGCAGGAGCUUGCCAAGGCGAAAUAUUUGGAGUGGGAGUAUAAAUCUACGGAACGAACAUGGAAGCUGCAAAGCUUGAAGGAAGCUUGUGAAAAUGCUCUAAAUGUGCAAUAUCAACUUGAUUCUUCAAAAGGGGAAUACAUAAUGGGUGAAGGCGAAGCUAAGAAUACACAUAUGGAACAGUUGAAGUCUUUGAAGGAAGUGUUUAGGAAAGCUGCAGAGGCCGACACACCAACUGAGGUGCCGGACUACUUAUGUUGUAAAAUCACUCUUGAUAUCUUCCGUGAUCCCGUCAUCACUCCAAGUGGAGUAACAUAUGAGAGGGCUGUGAUCCUUGAUCAUCUUCAGAAGGUUGGCAAGUUUGAUCCAGUCACGCGGGAACCACUUGAGCUACACCAGCUGGUUCCAAAUUUGGCCAUCAAGGAAGCAGUGCAAGCUUUUCUGAAGUACCACAGUUGGGCUUACAGGAUGGAUUGAUGGUGGGUUUGAUCACGGACGGGCUCAGGAACACAUUUUCGUGCUCAACAAGCUACAGCCUGGGUUCCAGAGCCAAAUGACUUUCAUUGCACAAUUUUGGUGUUUGAAGUGAUUAAUCAUCAGGUGUUUGCUGUUCUUAAGGUUCCAUAUUUCUGUUGUAUCAUUCCUUUAGUCUGAUCACAUGAUAGUGCCUACAUUUAUAUUGUACAGUCGGUGAUUCAGUAUUAGUUCAUAGUUAAUGUUUUGUA